This is a messenger RNA of Otolemur garnettii (small-eared galago), 2448 nucleotides long. RefSeq lists its product as uncharacterized. The coding region runs from base 1571 to 2305 and encodes 244 amino acids. The transcript has 2 exons. Gene Ontology annotation, biological process: viral process. The record is from RefSeq and is a predicted model, not a curated record. NCBI's taxonomy places the organism in Eukaryota, Metazoa, Chordata, Mammalia, Primates, Galagidae.
ACUGCUGAUCCUGCUCUGCAAGGAGGUUUGGUUCUUUGUGAGAGCUGUAACAUUUGUAUUGUUAAAGAAAACCUAACCUAACGUACUGCUGAGCCUGUGGUCCGAACCGUCAAGACCAAGAGCCUGGAUCAGAUUUGGUGAGCCAGCCAGAAGGAAAGACCAAGUUCCAGGAAAGAUGGUGGACAGAAGACAUCCAUGAUAAGUAAUGGGGCCGUUUACUUCUGUCCUAUUUUUCUCUAUCCUUAUCCUACUGGAGAUUGCCCACCAGCUUGAAAAUAUGUGUAGUGUGAAUACUGACUUCCAGUUCAUAGGCAAGGGGAGCAAACUUUCUAAUUCCCCUUGACUUCAGAAAGGAGGCAAAGGGACUGUCGGAAGAAUUUUGAAUCUAGCCUCUGUUUAUUCCUUUUCCCUGGUUGAGAGCCAAGUAUGGAGGUAACACCCAGAGAGGCCCUGGGGUCCCAGCAAUGAUUCUGACUCCAGGACUUGGGAGGGCCUUUCAAAACUUGUGCUCUCCUAGCUUUUACUAUUUUCUUUUCUCCUCUAUGGUCCCAAAAUUUUUCUGUUUUCUGCAGACCUCUUCUAGUUCUCUCCCUCUCCUUGAUUGUACAUAUGCUUCGUGUGAAAGUAAGUAGGAAUUAUUCAUAUAUUUAGUUAAUUUUGUAAAAGUAUUCUGGUUUUUUAGAAGUGUGUAUUAGAUGUUUAAGUGGGGCUUUAAAUGUUAUAGGUAUGCUGUAAGGUCCUUUUUAUUGCCUUGCAUUGCAGAACUAAAUUAGAUUGACUUUUUAAUGUGUCUGAGAAAAAAAAAAAGACUGAACUUUGUUAACUAGUCAACUCCAGAUCAAGGGCAAGAUGACUCCCCUCCACAGUUUGCCUGGGCAACCAGAGGCCUGUGAAGAGAAGCCCGGAAUGACUCCCCUAGGUGGGAAUGGUCCCAAACCUUGUCUAGCACUCAUAACCCAGGUAUUUGAUUUCUUCUGGUAUGGGGAUGUUUGGGAGAAUUCUAGGUUUGUCUAGGACUUGGACUACGUGCAAUAACUAAUGGUAAUACAAAGAGUCUCAAUGGGUCUCUCAACUCAACUCUGACUUGUACCUAAUUGAGUAGUGUUGCAAAUCUUUGGGGAAAAAAGGGGGGGUGGUGGUGGUUAAAAGAUGUAGCAUUUAAGCCUGUGGGGAAUUUAGAAAAAGCUUGCACGAAUUCUAUAGUGUUAAAUGUGCAAAUGUUGCAUAACCAUUUUCUCCAGGAUAGGGCUCAUCCCCACUUUGAUUGAUAUUCUGAAGCUAAUGGGGGGAAGGGGCUGAAAGGGGGCAGAAUAUAUGUAUCAGGUGGAACCAAGGCUCCCUGGACCUGAUUUCUUGGAGCUGUGCUGCUGGCACGAUAUAAGCACAGGAGAACCAGCGGGCACUAUGGGCUCCAAUGAUGGGUGGCAUAUUCUCUCGUCAAAAGAACACCCUGCUGGGCUGUAUUCUGGAGCAAUGGGACAUGUUUGAUCCCCAGGCGCUGAAAAAGGAAUGUAUUAAUUUUCUUCUGCACCCAGGCCUGGCAUCAGUAUCAACUCUCCACUGGUGAACAAUGGCCCCAGGGGGUACUCUUAAUUAUAACACCAUUUCCCAACUGGAUGCAUUUUGUAAACAAGAAGAAAAGCAGUCUGAGGUAUCCUAUGUGCAAGUGUUCUUUACCCUCAGAACCAGACCCCCACAAUUGUGUGAGGCCUGUCAAGAACUCUUAAGGGAGAUACCAUUACCACCUAGAUCAAACCCACCAUCUCCUACUCCCACACCUUUCAUGUGUCCAGAAGACCCUGCAAGGAAGGCCAUCCCAAGAGUAUUUCCUGGUCCUGCAGGGGCCCCCAGAAGGCAACCAUAUCCUUCUUUGUGUCCCUUAGUUGAGACUGCUACGGGUGAAAGGGGAACUGCACAAGUAUACACACCAUUUUCUUUAACAGAUUUAAAGCAAAUUAAAGUUGAUUUAGGAAAAUUUUCCGAUGACCCCAAUAAGUACAUAGAUGUUCUCCAGGGGUUAGGACAAAGCUUUGACCUCACUUGGAGGAACAUAAUGUUAUUACUAGAUCAGACAUUAACAUUUAAUGAAAAGAAUGAAGUCCUAGAUGAAGCAAGGAAGUGGGGUAAUUUAUGGUUCAUAUCCAAUACUGAUGGUGGUAUGUCUCCUGGGGAAAGGGACAGAUACCCCAUGGGAAGACAAGCAGUUCCCUUUCAAGAUCCUGAAUGGGACCCUGAAGGGGAAGGUGACUGGUCCCAUAAACACUUCCUAACAUGUAUUCUAGAAGGUUUACGCCAAUCCAAGUAAAAGCCUGUGAAUUAUGCCAAGUUAUCUGCUAUUUGCCAGGAGCAAAAUGAAAGUCCCUCCACCUUUCUUGAGCGGCUUAGGGAGGCAAUGAGAAAACACACCCAAUUGACACCCGACUCCAUAGAGGGCCAAAGUAUUUUAAA